GGGGAGGGAGCCCAGAUGGGGGUAAGAGGGGAAGGGAAGGGAGCAGGCCCGGGGGCCGGUAGUUUAGAUCAGGCGCGGGCAGGGGCAGCCCCAGCGGAAACAGGGAGGGGUCCUGGCUGGGUGGGCAUCGGAAACAGGAAGGCGAAGCAGGCGAGGGAGGAGAAGGGAGAGGGAGAGAGAGAAAAGAUGUCUGAAGUCACAGCCGAGAAGCAGCCCCUGGCUGAACCGCUCCCGCAGGAGAUCCCAGCGCGGCCUGCGCUCCCUGCCAAGCAGGAGGCUACCCCGGCCCGGACACGGUGCCCCAGCUCCGACCUGGAGCCGAUCUGCAUUGAGGAUGAACCCGCCCGGCCCAGCCCCGAGGGGAAGGUCAAGGCCUCUUCCAGCAACAGCCCUGUCUAUCGCCUGGGUUCCAACCAGUGCUUCCACUGCCUGAUCACCUUCCCGGACGAGAAGUUCAAGGAGCGGCACAUGAAGCGGGAGCACCCCGAGGACUUUGUGCAGGAGAAUCUGCGCGACGCCCUCUUCGUCUGCUUCAUCUGCAGUAAGCCCUUCGAGAGUUCCCGCGCCCUCAUCUGCCACCAGCGUGGGCACGCCCCCGCCCCGCCCCCCGACUGCCCCGACUGCCUGCGCCCCGCCUUCGAGUGCUCUGACUGCGGCCGCCGCUUCGGCCAGCUGGCCAACUACCAGCGCCACCGGCUGGGCCACGCCGCCGGCCGCAGCCUGCCCCACCAGUGCCCCGACUGCGGCAAGAGCUUCCGCCAGCUCUCCAACCUGCGCCGCCACCAGGCCUCCCACCAGCGCCCCCUGGAGCUGCUGCCCUCCCGCCCCUACUCCUGCACGGAGUGCGGCGAGAGCUUCACCCAGGAGGCCGGCCUGCACGAACACUACAUCCGGCAUGCCCGUGGCGAGCUCUAGCACCCCACGCCGCAGCCUGAGGGCUCUGGCGCCGCCCCAGGAGCUCUAGCGCCCCCUCCAGCCCCAGUGGGGAGAGCUGGGACUGCAGCAGAAUGCCCCCUCUUCUGCCACCAAGCCCACUCCAAUCAGCUCUGGGAGCUGGGACAGCAGGCGCCACCUGGCAGGAAGUCGAGCUAGAAUGGGACUGGAAGGACAUUGAUGGAACUGAGCGGAUUGGAUGGAGCAGGACAUGGGGCCUUUCCCCUCUAGAGGGUGCCAGCUCCCAUCCGGCCCCAAGGUGGGGGAUUGGCUAGCUCAGGGGGGCAGGGAAUGGGCACCGGGCCUGUCCCCUCUAGGGAGCAUGGGCUCCUGUCCGGUCCCAGGGCAGGAGGGCUGGCUGUCUCAGGGGGCUGCCAUCUGAAACACGCCCCCCCAUUCCCCUGUGUUCGUGUCCGUCUGCGACACGCACCCCACAGCAUCUCUCUCCACACCCUGCUCUUCCUCCCAUAAACGCCUUGCGCCUCCCCUGCAGCCAAGCACCGAGCCCUCCACGGCACCAACCAUCACUCUCUAGCCUGGUGGAGGCUGGAGUCCUGGCGGGAGAGGACCUUUCUGCGUUGGGGGCAGGGGGGAGCUUUCCGGAGCCCAUGUCUGGUCCCCGGGCUGUUACCCUG
Molecule: messenger RNA, 1568 nt
Organism: Trachemys scripta elegans
Lineage: Eukaryota; Metazoa; Chordata; Testudines; Emydidae
Gene: ZNF576
Product: zinc finger protein 576
Exons: 3
Coding region: 16-915 (299 amino acids)
Biological process (GO): regulation of transcription by RNA polymerase II
Molecular function (GO): RNA polymerase II cis-regulatory region sequence-specific DNA binding; DNA-binding transcription factor activity
Source: RefSeq, a predicted model, not a curated record